GAUAAUGUCCACGUACAUGAAGUGACUCUACAUGACCUCAACGUAUUGCACGACGGUGCUGAUCUCACUGGGCCUUUACGGCUUGAGCUGCGGGUCAUGCCCCGCUUCAUAUCUCGUUAUAACGCCCUACGUGACCAGAUCGCCCGGUUAGACCUCGCAGUCGAGGAAGAGCAAGCCUAU
Messenger RNA from Rhodofomes roseus, 180 nucleotides. RefSeq lists its product as uncharacterized. Lineage: Eukaryota; Fungi; Basidiomycota; Agaricomycetes; Polyporales; Fomitopsidaceae. The record is from RefSeq and is a predicted model, not a curated record. The transcript has a single exon. The annotation marks the transcript as partial.